Heterostelium album PN500 is the source of this 1434-nucleotide messenger RNA. RefSeq lists its product as uncharacterized. NCBI's taxonomy places the organism in Eukaryota, Evosea, Eumycetozoa, Acytosteliales, Acytosteliaceae. The transcript has 3 exons. The coding region runs from base 1 to 1434 and encodes 477 amino acids. The record is from RefSeq and is a predicted model, not a curated record.
AUGAGAAUAUUCGAAGCAUAUCACUGUCGAUACAUGGGAUAUCAGGUUCUGACACGGUGCGACUCACUCGUCGAGUUCUCACAACUCAAGGAUUCGGCAAUUAAGACACUCACCAGCGAAAAGACAAAGUUGAUCGAGGAGAAAGAGAUUUCCAAUCAGAGAAACGCAGAUUUACUGGCGGACUCUGAGAAAGUGCAUGAAACCAUCGAUGAACUAAAGAAUCAGAUCGUCUUUAAAACACAGAUUUGCGAGUCUCGUGAGAUGGAGAUGCUGAAUCUUCGCAAGGAGAAAGACUAUCUCCUGGAAAUCAUAGAGAAGAAUCAAUUGGAUACCAAUGUACAUUGUAACGGUGGCGGUGGUGGCAACAUCGAUAGCGGUGGAGUGUUAACCGCUGGCGGAGGAGUAGGAGUUGGAAGUGUAAAUAUUAGUUUGGUCAAUGGCAAUGGUAAUCACGGUAAGCACAACACAGAGUUGAGUUCCAUUCUAGACUACAGUAUCAAGUCUCUGCAGAACAAGAUAACCUCGCUGGAAUUCAACCAAUCGAUACUCGAUAAUGAGAGCAACAAGACAAAGAAAGAGAGUCAAACUCUACUGAAAUCCAUCGCUGAUCUAAAGAGUCAGCUGAAGGAGCAGGCCGAUCAAAUCGAACAACUCAACCAAAUCAUAGCAAAGCGCAAAACAAAGAGUAAAACGCAGAAGCAAUUACUCGAAGACAAACAGAAAUACGUAGAGGAUCAAGAGAAAGUACAAUUAAUUUUAAGAGAACAAAGAGAUCAAUUAGAAUCUCAAAUACAAGAGUUGAAAUCAAAUAUAAAUAAUAAUAACAAUAACAACAACAACAACAACAACAACAACAACAACAAUAAUAAUAAUAAUAACAAUAGUAAUAAUAACCAUAAUAGUUUAAGUAAUAUAAAUAUGAUAAAUAACAAUAAUAAUAAUAGUAGUUUAAAUAAUAUAAAUAGUAGUAGUAGUUUUAAUAAUCAUGAUGAUUCCGAUCAAAAUGGUGUGAGUUCUUCAGAGACGACAUCUACGCAUGAAGAAUCAACCAAAUCAAAUGCAAAUAUAUUUGAUUUCUUUAUAGGAAAAUCAAAUAGUGAUUCAAAAGGAAAGUCACCAUCGAAUAAAAAACAACAACAACAAUCAUCAAACAAUGUAAAUAGUAGUCGAACAUCAAACAAACAACAACAGCAACAACAACAACAAAAAACAACAACAGCAACUAAAGAUGGUAGUCCAAAAAUGAGAAUGAGAGGUUUUUCCAUGAUGGGAGGAAGAGAUUUUCAUUCCAAAUGCAUCAGAAUGAGAUAUCGAGUGCCGAGAUCAUCGAUGACUACACGUCGGAGAAACGCUCUAGUCAACUGGAAUCGACUUCAAUGGUCAAUCCCAUCGGUAACGGCAAUUAUCAAUCAAAAACCGAAAGAUUCUCAAUGA